AUGGCGGCCAUGGCCACGGAAGCCGGUGUGGCUGCUGCGAGCACUGCAGCGGUGGGGUUUGGGCUUUUCAACUACAAUCGUGCCAACUACCUUUACGAUGCCGAGUUCCGCUACGAAAGGUUCACAACAGGACGAGAGUAUGCUGUCGAGCAGCAGAACCAGUACCGAAACGACUUGCGAACGCUUUCCGCACUGACCAUGGUGAAGAACAACCAAUAUGCCGGUUUGGCCGCCUUGGAUAUGGCUCUUUGCAUCGCCCUGUACUGUGCUGGUCGUUUGGGUCUCCAUGGACCCUCACCCCCCGGAUGGAUCAUGGGGCUGUGGCUCACCAACAAUGCCGGCUCAUUCAGCUUCAUGGGCCUUGCGAUCUUCUUAGCGCUUCAUGCGUCCUUCAGAGCUCAGGCCGCCUCCGUGAACCUCCUCACCCGCAAGAUCCGAGUGCCAGUGCCUUCCAUGCGACAGUUGGACAAGGCACGACGUUUCAGCUCGGAGUUUGAGCAACAGCAGUGGAGUGACAUCUUUCGUGUGCCCUACAUCGCCAAUCCGGGUGUGCCCAAAACUGACGAGACGUCUAGCAAAGUGUCAGGCAGCCGAGCACGUUCUGCUAGGGGCUCAAUUGGUGAUGGCCAGUGUGUUCGGAUGUCGGAAGCACUGCGAAGCAUAGGUAUGGACGGUGGCAAUCCACGGCUCAACGUCUCCAAAAAUUCACCCAGCAACUCGGCCCAGCUGCAGUUGCAUGCGGCCAAUGCUCCCAGCCACGUGGCCGGCAGCGACCUGCCCUUCGCGGCGUUGAAGGAAAAAGCCAUGACGCAUACCACGCAUCUGGGAAGGCAUCGAGCCAUCAACCUGGCGGCUGGCGCGGCUGCUCUGCCACUUGAGGUGUUGGAGAGGGCCGCCAGUAGCUUUGUGGAAACCGACCACAGUGGCAUGAGUGUGGCUGAGAUGGGCUACCGCACCAAACCAUUCCACCGCAUCAUGGAGCGGGCUGAGAAUUCCCUGCGCGACUUCCUGAGGAUCCCAGACAGUCACGAGGUGCACUUCUUCAACGGUGGCGCCACUCUGCAGUUUGCGGCGAUCCCAUUGAACCUGCUAGGUGGUGUCAACGAGGGGAAGCGAGCGAACUAUCUGAUGAGCGGCCACUGGAGCGAAAAGGCGCGCAAUGAGGCGCAGCUCUUUGGCGAGGUCAAGGAGGUGGCGGUGGAUCCCAAAGGCCUCUAUUUCGAGAUUCCAGACAGCAAGACUUGGGACAUGGAUCCGAAUGGAGCCUACUUCCACUACACCUCUGCUGACACACGACAGGGUUUGGAGAUCAGAGAUUUUGAUUUUGCGGCGAUUCCAGCAGGCAUGCCGGUUUGUUGCGAUGCAUCAGCCAACCUUGGCAGCGCGCCGAUCGACGUGUCAAAGUAUGGCGUUUUGUAUGCCGCCUCCCACAAGAACUUCUCCACUGCGGGAGUUUGCUAUUCCAUCAUUCGCAGAGAUCUGAUCUCCAAGGACACCCAGAUGAAGGCCAUUCCAACGAUGUGCAACUGGAGCACCUUUCAGAAUGCUCCCAACAAGAUCUACAACGUCCCUGUGCUGAUGUCCGUGUGGAUUGGCGCCAUGAACACCGAGUGGAUGAUCGAGCGCGGCGGCGUGGAGGCCUUCCAGGACUUGGCCAUCACCCGCAGUCGGCUGCUCUAUGAUUUGAUCGACAACUCCGAUGGCUUCUACAAUACCUUUGUGAACGAUGAGGCCUUCCGCUCGCGGAUGCAAGUGGUCUUCACCAUUGGCACUGGCAGCGGCCGAGACCAUGACCUGGUCGAGAAAUUCCUGGAGAAGGCGAAUGACGAGCUGGGAUGGUUGGACAUUCGCUCGCAUCCACUGGGCCUACCUUCCGAUGCCAUCCGGGUGACCAUGUACAAUCACCAAACGCUGGAGACAAUUAAGGUGGUCAGGGACUUCAUGCACGAAUUCCAGAAGGAGCACUUCGACCGGGACAUGUACUCUUUUGAGAUGCCCAAGGUCAAAGGUGUGACAGGCACCCCGGGCACCCUAGGCACCCUAGGUGGCAGCGAGUGUGCCCCCUGUGCUGGGGACGGCAGUUCCCGUGGCUCCUACCGGGUCAGAGGUGUUUGCAAGGGAUGCGAGCAGAUUUCAGCCUCGCCCGGGCGCCGGCCGCAGGCCAGUAAGGCUUCCUCCUGGAUCCGUGAGGAGUUUGACACCGAUCGCGCGGGGACCGUCACUGGGACGGUGCAGCCGGGCGCGCUGCUGCCAUCGGAUGCUGCACCUGAACACUUCCGAUUGUAUGCUGCAGUGCAGAAGGAGUGGUUCCAGUACGAUAUCUACGCGCGCGUUUGCAUGCUGCUGGGCUUCUCUUCGUUCGUGCAGGCGCUGUCCUUCUACGGCCGGGCACCUCAUGAGGGUGACGCCAAUGGCCACAUUGUGGUGGAGUUGCGUGGCUUCUACGUGGCCCAUGCGACUGCCUUUGUCUUGGAGGUGCUUCACGUCUUGCUGCUCCGCUUCGACGUCAUCCAGGGACGUGUGAAGUCGACCGACCGUACCCCCGCCUGGUUCCUGUGGUUGGGCCCCGCCUCGGUCUUCUUCGCAACGGUGGGCAUGGGAUGCCCAGGGAUCCGAGGAAUGUCCCUGGACUUUCACGUGCACUUCAGCAUUGUGGUGGUCAUUUUCACCUGGAUUUGCAUCUUUGCCGCCUACAUUUGUCAGUUCUGCUAUCAGCUGCGCAUUUUGGAGGUGAUCUUGCCCGAUGACGUCCGCAACCCCCUGAAGUUUGGGCCUCUGGCUGUGGGUCAAGGGAGGAUCGAAGAGUCCAUCGGCGAUGCCUGGUGGCCCUCCUCCUGGCGUUGCCCCAGCGCCUUCGCGCACGUCCUGUACUUCGUGGCGCCGCCCUCGCGGCUGCAACCGGGGCAGUUCGACCUCAUGCGCGAGGUGAAGGAGGGAGCAUCUGGAAAUGCCUUUGAGCAAGCCGGUCUCCCCAUGAUGGAAUCCAAGCCUGUUGAUACCAGCGAUGCCAACCCCGGCAUGUCUGCAGAGGAGAUUGCGAUGCAGGUGCAGUAUUUGGACCGCCUUUUUGACUACUUCCAGUCCGAUCAGGUUGAUGCUGCGCUGUCAGAGACCAACAAGCAACGUGUCAAGGACCUCUAUGGAGACUUCUCGCAAGCACGCCGAAAGGGAAGUGGACCAGAGGCGCUACGCACCUUCCAAGAGUGUCUCAUGGCAUUGGAGGGCAUCAUGGUGGCUGAGGGCAUGAAACAUGAGGGAGAACCCAGCACCACCGAUGCCGGCUACACAUCUGCCAGUCAGAUGAGUUCCGGCAGUUCAGGCAGUGAUGGUGAGGAAGGCAAAGGUGAAUAUUCCUGGGAUGGCCGCCGCUUGUGGAAGACUGAAGUGCGCCUCUUCUCAAAGAAGGGCAAUGUGGAACCCUGGCAGUUGGCACGGGAUGCCCAGAGGGUAUUCUUAGGGAACCCUGUUUGCGGAGCGUGCCGUGCUGGGGCACGCAUUGUGGGAAUCCUACGCUCUGGCCGGCUCCCUGUCUCCGAAGAGAAGCGGGUAGUCGCGCUUUUGCGUGGGGCUGCGGGGGAACUCUCCGAUUUGUUGGAGGGAUCUCUCCCGGAAGGUGGGGCCAAGGAGGCAGAGGCCACACCUACCCAGGGGGAAACGCCUGGCUCUACCCCCGAGCCGAUCGUAAAGAAGGCUGCCAAGGAGGAGAAAGAGGGCAGUGAAUACAGUUAUACAGAGGGUGAAGAAGAGGAGGAACCUAAGGUCAAGGAUUCUCCUGGUGGUGAGGCAGCUUCUACAACCGACAGCAUCAAGCAGAAAGAAGACGUCGAGCCCAAGGAGAGUGAGAAGGAGCCAGCCUCCAGCCAUCGGGAGGGAGAGCCCGUCAAAAAGGAUCCUCCCAAGAGAACGUAUCCCAACUUUGACCCGCAUUAUCUCACCAAGAGGUUGCAACUCUUCCCCUGUGGAAAAGCGAGUGCCAGAGGCAGGCAGCCCGCUGUGGUGGUGAUCAUGCCUCCCAAGGCCAAGGCGAAGGCUGCGGCCGUGUUACGUCGUCCGGCAGGGCACCCACGGGUGGGCGCUCUCCGCAGGCCAGCCGGGAGGGGCGAGGUGCGCUCUCCCUGGGCCCAAGGAUUGGAGCAGGAGCUGUGGAAAGUGAGUCCCACGGAGCUGGGUCCCGGCUCCUUGUUGGCCAUCACGGAGGCCGACUACUUUGGUGCCCCGGUGAAGUUUGCAGGAGAAGUGACCCAACUGGUAAUCGAACAUGGGGAGAGCACGGUGCUUAUGAAAGCACUUGGCACCGAUCACGAAGGCCUUCUCAGAGCCCACAGUGCCGGGCCACUCCAUUUGUUCAAGGGUCACAUUUGCCCGCCAGGGUGUGGGAAGCUGACCAGCGGCGAGUACUUGAUACAUUGUGUCAAGGGGCGUCGUCUGAACAAGGAACAGGAGGAAGGCUGGACAAGCAACCUGGAGGGCCACCGCCCUCCAGCCGAAGAAGGAGACGAGAUGGCCGAGUUGAGAGAGAGGUCCCAUCGACUAAGGGGAGGCGAUCCGGGAGGGGGAUCUACUAUGAGGCAAGGCGAGGUCCCUCCCCCAGGGAGGCUAGAAGCAGAGGCAUUAGUCGACAAGAAGAGAAAGAAGAAGGACAAAAAAGAGAAAAAGCGGACCAAGGAGAUUUCCGAGGGGAGGCACCCAGCGGUGGCAGCGCAGAAAGAGCUGAGGGACCUCUAUGCCGGAACCGCACUGGAUCCGAAGGAGAGGAUUCGGCGAAGAAUUCUGGGGAAGGCCCAGAAGUUUGCAGCCCGCAAGAAGCCCAGGUCAAGCAGCGGGUCUUCAGGGAGUUCGAGCUCCUCAACCAGCCCUACAGUGGAGGGGUUUCGGGGAUUGGAGUCGGUGUUUGCAGAGGGGAACAAGGUACGUGCGCUGGCGGAGCGCUUCCCAGGCGCCUUGACCCUGGAGGCCGUUACAGCCAUGCGUCAGGCGCUGCUGACGACCUCCGGCGAGGAGUUGGACGAUACCGGGGUGAAACCGGUCGCCCUCCUUUACUACCGGAGCGUCCUCUGCCGCCGGGCCACGGGGGCCCAAAGCAGGGAGAUGUUAAAUCUAGCAGCAGCGUUGGAUCAUCUCCUUCGCGGGAGAGUGGUGUGUGCAGCAGACAUCAUCUCCCAGAGGCUAAAGGCCCAGGAGGCGGUGACGCAGGGCACAAGCUGGAGUGUAGCGCUCAGGAUGGAGGUGCCACCUCCAGAGAGCGGCAGCCUUGUCAGCAGAGCCGAACUACAACAAGCCCGGCGCGAGGAUUACAGCGAAGCCCAAGCCCGGUGGAGGACUCAAGCGAACAGUGGGUCAAAGGGAGAUGGAAAGGGCAAGGGCAAGAAUCAGAAAGGACACCAAGAACCUUGGAAGAAGGACGAGAAAAAAGAGGAGGUGAAUGCGGGAGACAUACCUAAUGCCAGCAACACCGAGUGCGGCCAUGGCCCUUUGAAAAGCACAGGCCACAUUGGUCUUUUGGAGGAGGUGGCACCGCAGAAUCAGUGCUUUUCACCUCCUAUACCUUUUCCACCGGAACCCCCUAAGUUUCUUCAGGGUGGUUUGCAGAAUGGCGACACGCCAAACAAUAGUUUUUCCAUUGAUACGGAUGGGACUGGCCAUGUUUCAUCAGGUGACCGCGAGACCUUGUCCGUCAAGCGGAAAAAAGGGGAUCUCGGUGACCUCGUUGGCUUGAGGGUUUUUGAUUUAGGGUCCAGGGUCUACCAGCUACUUUUAGGAGUUUUACCACUCCGCAGCACGCCCAUGGGCGAUCGUGGAGGAAAGGACCUCUUCCCGUUGCCCACUUCUGAAAGUAGUUUGAGUAGAAUCCUGACCCGUCUUGAUCAGCAGAGCCUUGGUUGGGUCCAGGCUAUGUGUGUGGCGUUGAACUCACUUUGGGGGGGCGACCUCCAGUUUUGUGGUGAAGUGGGACCAGUAGGGAUUGCCUGUUUGAGGCGGUUGGAGAAAGAGGUUUUACGGCUUCAGGGGAUGACUGGCACCUUGGAAGAUUUUUCCUGGCGGGAAUUCUUUUCUACGCGUAGCAUAGACUACAAAGGUGAUGAAGUUAAGUCUGCUCGUAGUUUUUCUUGGGAAAACAUCAGACACGCCCUGCCGACCCAAAUUGGGGUGGUGCCCCUGGAGGAGGUGUGCACUCUGGGCGCCCACCACUACGUAACACACUUUGACUCCUACAUCAAGGACCCAGGUUCUUGGGUUCUGGCCAAGGCCCCAAGGGUCAUGGUCCCUGACAGCUCGUGGGCUGAGGUAUGUGAGGGCCUCAUUCAGUCAGGAGUGUGCACCUUGCUCCCAGUUGAGGAGGUCUUUCACACCACCCAAGGGCCACUCCUGAAUGGUCUUUUUGGAGUUUCAAAGGAGGAAUGGGUGGGGAAUACAGAGGUGUUCCGCCUAAUCAUGUCGGGAGGUCUAUCUGGCCUCACGGGUACUCCCGGGCCCGAUGAUGUUGAGGUCAAUCCUCCAGAAGGUGAAAUCCGUAAGGAUAGGGCACUUACAGUGAGCAACCCUGCCUGGAGGAUUUAUCUUGACAACUACGACCUGCUGGAGCGGGUGUCGGCCCUAGGUGUCGGUUCUCUGGAGGGAACCUUAGCUCCUGGGGUGCUUGCAUUACGACAGGAGUACGAGGUCUGGGAGGUGCCCCGGAACCUCAAGAAAUCCGUCAGCAGGCAACUCCAUGCUGAAGUGCAGGGAGCACAAGUAAAUGGCGUUCAAGGCGUCGCAUAUCCUCGAGAGUCAAAGCUGCUCAAAUACCUGGGAGCCGCACUUUGCUUGGUUCGUCAGCGAUUUGUUUCUCAAAAGCAGCUGCAAGUGGUUUGCGGCGGCCUGGUGUACUUCUCCAUGUUCCGACGUCCAUUGCUUGGCUGUUUAAAUUCCAUCUGGAGGUUUGUGGAGUCUUUCAAUCAUACGGGUUCACACCUCCAAGUCUUUCCGGACGAGUGCAAGGGUGAAAUGAUGAAGCUAGUUAGCCUAAUACCUCUCGCACGCCUUGACUUUCGUCUUCCAUUCCACGAACAGGUUACAUGCAGCGACGCUUCAUCCACAGGAGGUGGUAUUUGUGCCUCCUUGGGGGUGUCUCGAUGGGGAGCGGUGGUUGCCGGCGGGAGCCUCCGUGGGGAACUCCCUGAGUUGCGGCAGGAGCACCAGGUUGUCACCAUCGGCCUGUUUGACGGGAUUGGUGCGUUACGCGUCCUGCAAGUCUCCGAUGUACAAGAUGUAGAUGAGGAUAUGGUGCGGGAGUGGGCACGUUCCUACUCCCAGGCUUCGGUGGUCCUGAUUGGUGCAGGGCCGCCCUGUCAGGGUGUUAGUGGGCUCAACUCUGACAGGAAAGGAGCGCUGAAGGACGAAAGGUCCAGGCUUUUUGUUCACGUGCCCCGCAUCACAGAGCUGGUUCGUCGGGUUUUUGUUUGGUGCCAGGUCCACACCCUCAUGGAGAGUGUGGCAUCCAUGGAUGAUGCCGAUCGCAACCAGAUGUCCCAGGCAAUGGGAAUCGAACCCUGGAGGUGUGACGCAGGAACCAUGACCUGGUGUCACCGCCCCCGCCUAUAUUGGUUGACUUGGGAGCUGACUGGAAUGGAGGGUGCCGUGCUCCACAGCAGCCGUGAUCCUCGUGAAGUGUGCCUACACGCAAAUCAGGACCUGGAAUCGGUAUGUCAGGAGGGGUGGAUUAAGAUUGACCCUACACGUGCGUUUCCCACUUUCACUACUUCCAGACCGCGUGACCAGCCUGGGCGCAAGCCAGCGGGUCUGAGUCAGUGCACUGAGGAGGAACUGGGUCGAUGGAAGGCGGAUCUCCAUCGGUUUCCUCCUUAUCAAUAUGCCAACCACAACCUGCUGGUUGGCACCAACAACCAGGUCAGGAUGCCAUCAGUUGAGGAAAAGGAAUACUGCAUGAGUUUUCCAGUGGGAUACACAGCAAACUGUGUCAUCAAGAGGGAGCGCACCAAUACCACUCAACACAAAGACAUCAGACAUUCUCUCAUUGGGAACAGCUGGUCUGUUCCGGUGGUGGCCUGGUUGCUCUCCCAGUUGUUUGGGCGGCUUGGCCUAUGCCCCCUGUACAAUCCACAAGAGCUGGUGGACAUGUUGGCUCCUGCUGGGCAGACGUUCUUGCAAUCACGGCUCUGGAGGGCUCCCUUGCGGCCAAUGAGGGGCUCUCCUGUCGACCUUUCAGUCUCCUUGGUUCAGAAGCUGGCCAAUCUCGUCAGUGUCAAAGGGGAGGAUCUCUUGCUCACCACACCCUCCAGCCAGCUCUGUAAAUACCAUCGCCUUCGUGCCUCCAUUCCGUCGCGCCUGUGGAAGUGGCGCAUUGUGACGGGCUGGCGUUGGCGUGGAUCGAAGGAACACAUCAACGCACUCGAGUUACGGGCUGUACUGACCACCCUCAAAUGGCGGUUACAACACCGCCGCCAUGGGGGUCUCCAAGAUCAGGACCCAAAGUUACGGGGGCAUCUUCAAGGGGCCUGGAGGAUGCUUAAGAUCAACAUCUUGCAGCUGGCGGUGUGUGGCACCUGGUUCUUCCUGAUCCUUUGCAUGUCUUUGGACGUCUUCAUCGGGGACCAGGGCUUGGUCACAGCGCCGCAUUGGUCGCGUCCACCCAUGUCGCGGCUGUCCUUGGAACCUCACGAGCUGGGAACGCCCAUUGGUUUACCAUGGUAUGCAGGUGCCAAACCUUGGCUGCCUGAGCAGAUGGCAUGGCACGAGGAGGGCAUGGCUGGAGAAGAGAAGCGCGAGGCGAGCAGUGGCUUCAUCAGUCCACCCCACUCAGGAGAUAAGACCGGCGAGGGCGGAGGACACUCCGGGCUGCACUUCAGCCGGGAGGGCGUGCGCCGCCUCUCAGGCAUGGAGGCCUCCCCCGUGCGCUCCACCUUGCAAGACCUGCUGGACCUGAUGCCAGGUUCCGAGGCGGCGGCCGAGACGCCACGACCCAUCGCGUGGCCCAGCUUCUUUGAACCGCGGCUGCUGGCCUGUGGCGCCCGUGGCAUCGCCACCCUGACACCCCGGGGAGUUGGAGCACUGGUCCACGGCAACAACGCGCAUCGCUUCCAUCUGGCAGGGCUGACGCAUUUGCCUCCGCUGCUCUCUGCAGCCUUUCAUCCGCAUGCGAAGGAGCUCACGGUCAUCAGUCGCCAGGGACACAUGGCCUCCUGCCCCGAACCUUUGGGCGUGAGCGAGUGCCGAAUGGCACAGAGCCUGCCGGUGCCACUUGGCACACGCCUUGUUGCUGCCGCGGCAGGCUGGCUACGUUCCCUGUCCAAGUCCAAGGAGCAUCAUCUUCAUGUAGCCUUCAUUGAUGAGGCCUUACCCGAGAUGAUCGCCAUCUUCAAGCACCGCCAGGGCAUUUGGCAUCCCAUGGGCGAGCUGCCGUUGUCCAGUUCACCUGGGGCCAAGGUGUCCUUGGCUUUUGAUCCCAAGGGCGAACUCCUUCUGAGCACCGAGGGUGGGCUGGUGCAGCGCCGGCGUUUGCAGGAUGGAGCAUUGCUCAGCACCGCAAGCCACAAGUGGGGCCUUGCCUCUCCAGUGGCACAGUGGCAGGCCAAUCCAAUGAACACUGAGAUUUUCACCGGUGUUUCAAGCAAAAUAAACGAGGGCUUUAACGAACAAAUCAUGGAUACUUGA
Molecule: messenger RNA, 9651 nt
Organism: Cladocopium goreaui
Lineage: Eukaryota; Dinophyceae; Suessiales; Symbiodiniaceae
Source: the annotation of a GenBank genome assembly